Molecule: messenger RNA, 1056 nt
Organism: Symbiodinium sp. CCMP2592
Lineage: Eukaryota; Dinophyceae; Suessiales; Symbiodiniaceae
Source: the annotation of a GenBank genome assembly
AUGGAGAGUUACAUCCCUGCUGUUGAGCACGUCACACAGCAACUCCUGACCGAACUGGACAAAGACAUGUCUGCACAGGGGUCGGCCAACUUCACCGAGCUGCUACUAUUCUUUGGUGCUGACGUGUUUAGCAAGACAUCUCUGGGGCAGGAUUUGAGCGCCUUGGAGAGUCGCACAUGUGAGGUUUUUGCAGACGUCAAAGCCCUUUCCCUAGCAAUCCGGCGACGGCUCAUGUGGAGGCUGCCUUAUUGGAAGAUUCCCUGGCUUGCACGCUGGAUCGACGGCGGUGCAGAUGCCUCGGAGCGCAUGCACAACACACUGGAGGAGAUUAUGCGAAAGGCGAGAACUUCAGGCAACACGAAAAACACCAUUGGGCAGAAACUCACAGAGAUGGUGGGUGACAGGUUCAGUCACAGGGAGCUGCUGGACACCUUGACAGUUCUCUUCAUGGGAGGGGCGGAAACGACAAGCACCGUCUUGGGCUGGGCCUUCUACCACCUCUCGAGGGACCAGGAGCUCCAGGAGCAAGUGGCCAAAGAGGUCAGAGACCUUCCGCGUCCGGAGGGGACCUCCUUCCUCUCUUUCGCUCAGCUCAAGUCCUUGCUAUGGGUGCAGGCGGUGUGGUUGGAAGCCCUCCGCUGCCACGGACCGGCUGGUUACAUGCCUCUGGAAGCCGCCGAGCAGGUCACACUUCUGGGUCGCAAGGUGCCGGCAGGAACAUCCGUCUGGAUCGCGACGCGCAACAUUCUCAUGAACGACCCGGAGGUCACAAAGAGGCUUGGGGAUGACUUGCACCUCUAUCGUCCCUCCCGUUGGCUUGGGAAAGAAGGUAUUUUCGACUUCGCCCCCUUCAACGACCUGGGAUAUGGACACGGACCCCGCAUCUGCGUCGGCAUGCCGCUGGCCAACUACGAGGCCCAACUCGUCAUCGCCCGGGUGAUCCAGCUCUUUGUCCUCCACUGGGGGACGAAGGCGCCGCUGGAGCAGACGACCUACGGCAUCACCUGCAACAUGGCCUCCGGAGCCGUCUCCAUCAACCUGCACCGCCGCAAUUGA